Messenger RNA from Trichoderma harzianum CBS 226.95, 1119 nucleotides. RefSeq lists its product as hypothetical. The record is from RefSeq and is a predicted model, not a curated record. Bases 83 to 943 code for a protein of 286 amino acids. The transcript is spliced from 3 exons. NCBI's taxonomy places the organism in Eukaryota, Fungi, Ascomycota, Sordariomycetes, Hypocreales, Hypocreaceae.
CUUCUCUGUUCGUUCUUUCCAUUCUUUUGUUCCAUAAGUUCAACCAUUCAUUCAACCAACUUCGAUUCUUAAGACUAUCAAGAUGUUCUGGACUGUUCCCGUUGCGCUGGCUCUCGCCUCUGGGGCUACUGCCCACACUGCUGCCUUUGUUAAGGGCAUGUUCUGCGAGGGUGGUCCCGAUCCCAACAACUACAACGCCAACUCCAACACUCCCGUGAACCCUCUCUAUGAUCUUCCCUUUGAGCAGUGGUGGAUGCAGGCCGACCGUGGCUGCAACAAGGCUCCUCCUCCUGACGGUGCCUCCGUUGCUCUGCCUGCUGGUGGCCAGUUCACCGUUGAGCUCGCCCACAACCAGGCUCAGACUACCCUGUCCUUCAACGGACAGUUCGCCGGCGAGUGGCCUGACGGCCAGAGCCACCCCGAGAACUGGUCGGGUCCUGGCAGCCCUCCUGACUGCAUUCAGGAUGACGGUGCCAUGCACACCCAGAACCAGACCAUGGCUGCUGGUACUGCCUGGGCCAUUUCCUACCAAUCGGACAUCACCAAGGUGACCAUGGACAACCUGGUUGUCUUCUCUGUUCUUGAGCACACCCCCUGGAAGCGUAUUGCUACCUACGACGUUCCCAAGGAUCUUCCUGCCUGCCCGGCCGGUGGAUGCUACUGCGCCUGGCUGUGGGUUCCCAACGGCUGUGGCACGCCCAACAUGUACAUGGCCAACUACCGAUGCCACGUCACCAACACCAGCUCUACCAAGACGCUUGCUCAGGCUAAGCCUCCUGUCUGGUGUGGCAACGAUUCAUCCAAAUGCCUCUCCGGUGCCAAGCAGAUGAUUGCUUGGAACCAGGCUACCGGCAACAACGUUCAGGUUCCCAACGGUGCUUCCCCCGGCUACAACAGGCAAAUGGGCUGGGCUCCUGGUGCUCAGAACGACAUCUUUGCUUAAGUCACUGGCAGCAAAUGUUGCUACUGGCUCUGACAACAACACCGCCGUCCCAAGCAGCUCCUGCUCUAUCACCUAUUGAUUCUAGCAGUCAUUUUCAUUUUUCCUAUUCAUGUUAAUAUUCUCCUUGUUGCCCUGUACAUACAAGCUUUAAUAGGGUAUCAAAAUAUCACUGUUGG